Messenger RNA from Frieseomelitta varia, 4354 nucleotides. RefSeq lists its product as uncharacterized. The record is from RefSeq and is a predicted model, not a curated record. The transcript has 4 exons. Lineage: Eukaryota; Metazoa; Arthropoda; Insecta; Hymenoptera; Apidae. The coding region runs from base 2311 to 3312 and encodes 333 amino acids.
GAGAGCGCAACUGGGAGCGAGUGGGAGCAGAUCUACGUAGAGGGGAGUCGGACGGUUUAGUGGUGGUGUAAAGUCCUGAGAGAGGCAAGAGGUAAAGGGGACGAGCAGAAGGUAGCGAAGGCGCUGCCCUCAGUCGGUCAGCCGCUUCACUACAGCCAGCAUAUACAAGAGUAGACCAAGCGAUUGGCUAUACGUGGUCUUUGCCUAAGCGCGCACUACGGCUCCGUGUGUUCCCGUUUUUCGAAUGAAGGCUUCGAGCUUCGUUCUGCCCGCUCUUUUGCUCGCUCGCUCGCUCGCUCGCGCUCAUUUGGUCUUGUAGCCGUGUCGUCGUGUCGGUGUGCGUAUGCGCGCGCGCACUCACACGCGCUCAUCCAAGCUGAGACAGAUAGAGAGGCCGGUAGAGAGAGAAGGACAGACACAGAGUGUCGAGGAGUCGUGCAGAGAGACAGGCGCGCGUACACAGCCAUCGAACGUGGUGAUUCGUACGGAGGCGGACGUGCGAUAGAGCUAAAAACCGAGGCCGUUUCUCGCGGGGGGAAAAAGAAAAGAUCACACUGGUGGUUGGUCGAGAUCGGUGGUGAAUCCUUGAUUGUGUCUCCUCUGGUUACCAACCGUCACACCGUUGUCGUCGAUGAGACCAUCAACGGGGGCCCUCGUCGUCGACGCUUCAGCGCGAACUUUUCCUGCACGACACGAAGGCACGACGCGAACAGUUACAUGGAAACGAUCGGUGCGUCAACCAAUCCUGACGAACAAGGGAGGAUCAAAGACUUAUCGUGAGUAAAUAGAGCGAGAGACAAAGGGGGGUUGGUACGUACCCUUGCGGAACGCGCGUGUAUGGUGUAUCAUCGGCGCGACGGACGAUUGGAGAACCGUCGUGUGGUAUCCCGAGAGUUGUUCCUUCGGUAGAUCGGUGAAUACGUGCGUGUACGAGGACUACUGAGAGAGAGAAGUGGGGGUAGAGACUCUAUAUACUUCACGGACAUCCGGCGGGGAAACCGCAUGCAUUCGUACGAACCUCUCUGAGAGAGCGAGGGAAAAAAAAAGAAAGAAGGAAGGAUCUGCUGGCGCCGAGGGAAACACGGGUACUCGAUAGAUAAAGAGAGAGAGAGAGAGACAGACUUGAGAGAGGAGAAAGGAGGUUCUGCGUUCCGAUUGCCCGCGUAUCUCUCGUACGUUCUCCUUUUUGUCUGAUCCAGAGACUGAGCCGAGAGGCAUACGUACAUCUCUCUUUCUCUCCGUACAGACCCAAAAGUCAAAUUUUAUUAUUCAUCGUCAAUCGGUCCCCGCGUAUCGUCGAUCCUCGUGCGUGCUUGCCCGCACACGCAACGGUUGAAAUUUUCGGUACAAAUAAUAAGGGUGGCGGAGAAGAGGUGGAAGGACGUGACGGCAAGAGAGAGAGAGGUAGAGCAAGGGCCCAAGGGGAAGAGAGAGAAGUGAGAAACACGCCGAGCAGUGCUGCUCCCUAUUGGCGACGUCGAGUCGCGACUCCCCACCCGGGACAGUCGAACGAGGUCCGAAGGCGAGUUCUCGGCGUGUAACUACGGUGAUUUUCCCUUACGAGAGUGUACGUAAACGAGACCUCGUACAAAGCUCUCUGCGCCGCAUCACGCGUUCCGCGUAAACACGUUUUCCUCUCGGUACGGUACGGGUAAACAACCAAGUGAUCAAUAGCGUCGAGCCUGGAACUUGCUAUCAAUCCUGGUGCGUGAGAGCACAACCAGCGAGGAAGUAUCUUUCGGUGGAAAUCGAAAAACAGCUAGAAAGAGAAAGAAACAGGGAGCGAGAAAGAGAGAGAUAGAGAUACGGGAACCGAGUGAAGGAGAGAAAGACACACAUACACACACACACACACACUGGCAUCGAAGUCUGCUUUUACACGCGUGCCAUCGUCGAUAACUGUCGUCUCUCUCUCUCUCUGUCUUUCGCGGAGCGGAGCAGAGAGCCUCCGGUAACGUGUACGCGCCCGAUCGUGAACGCGUCCCACGCGUGUGUCGCGUAUCACCGCCGCCGGUGAAACCGAGAGAAUUCGAACGAGUCAGAGGGUAAAAUAGGAUUUCUCGCGUGGUCGGUCCUCUCCCGUGUGGUUGGCGCGGCGAGGGAGGAGGGGUGCACGAGGAGGAAGCGAGAGAGAGAGAGGGAGAAGGAAAGAAAGCAAGACACUGCCCGACGAGGAUAGAAGAGGAAGGAGAGGGAGAAGGAGUGGGACAGAGAGAGAGUGUUGAGGGGGAGCGACGAAGACGUGUGUAUAGUGCACGGAGGCGCUUGUGCUGCGCCCCAACGGCCGUUCGUCGAAACUCAGUUAUCACAAUGGCUUCCGUGAAAGACACAGCAACUUUCUUUGCGGAGGGCACAGCGAGUCAGUUCGAGCACGUACUGAAGCUUUAUCCGCAGGCCCUCAGACUCAAGGCCGAUCGGAAGACGAAAAAGCCCGAGGAGCUGAUCAAGUUGGACAACUGGUAUCAAAAUGAGCUUCCAAAGAAGAUCAAGUCACGCGGCAAGGACGCGCAUCUCAAUCACGAGGAACUCGUGCAAACGAUGAAAUGGAAACAAAUACGUGGGAAGUUCUAUCCUCAGUUGUCCUACUUAGUGAAAGUGAACACGCCUCGCGCGGUGAUGGCGGAGACGAAGAAAGCGUUCAAAAAGCUUCCAAACCUAGAACAGGCGAUCACUGCCCUCUCGAAUUUGAAAGGAGUCGGUACCACGAUGGCCUCGGCCCUACUCGCAGCAGCAUCACCGGAGAACGCGCCCUUCAUGGCGGACGAAUGUCUGAUGGCAAUACCGGAAAUCGAGGGCAUCGAUUACACCACCAAGGAGUACCUCAACUUUGUUCAGCACAUUCAAAACACCGUCGAGAGGCUGAACAAACAAACGUCGAACGGCAAAACAUGGAGCCCCCAUAGGGUGGAACUCGCUCUGUGGACCCACUACGUGGCGUCUGAAUUGAAGCCAGAAUUGCUGGACGGUAUUCCAGGCUCGACAGAGAACGGGAACUCUCAUCCGCCCAGCAACGGCGAGGCGACAGAGCCGUCGGACGACAGCAAUCAGGAAGCGGCAUUGAACGGUAAGGAACCAGGCAGUAUUGAUCCGGCGGCCAUCGAUGAGAACAGCAUAACCACGUCCUUCACCGAAGAUUCGAUGGAUAAACCCGCUACGCCGAUUACAGCGGCCGUCGCCAGCGAAGAUACGAAUGACUCGCUCGCCACGAACGACAACGACGACAGCAACAACACGCCACGACCGACAGACAGCGAGGACACCGAAGACUCGCAGGACGUACAGCAGCCGCCUAACAAGAAGAGUAAGAAGUGACCAACCGCCAGCCAGGAAGCCACGAAUACAAGCAACAACAUCAGCACCCUCGUGUCAGCCGCCAAUCUAACGCUGAUCGCGGCGAGGCGCUUCUAAAAAAAAAAAAGAAAAAAAAAAACCGCCAGGGUCUCCGAUCAGGGUCGCGGAUAGUAGACCUGUAGCCUACCAUCGCACCAUCACGAUCGUUUUGACGAUUCUCCCUUCGCUCCUGCUCUCUCUUUCUCUCUCUCUCUCUCUCUUUUUCACCUUUUCAUUCAUUAUCUUUUCUUUACUAUCUCUCUCUAUCUCUCUCGCUCUUUUAUCCUUGCAUACAGUGUGAGUUAUUUAUCCUAGAUUCAUUAAAUUUCUAAGGUUCCUUUUUUCCUUCAUAUUCUCGUCCUUCUUCUACUUUUUCUUCUUAUGUAUCUCCAGUAUAUUCCGUCUUUCUCUGGUCUCUUGUCUCGUCUCAUUCCUGCUCUUAUUAUUUGUAGAAACGCAUUUCGAAACCUCGUUGUAAAAUAGUGUUACUGCAUAUAACGGAGAAAGUGGAAGCUGUUGUGUGUAUAGGCACCCUGCUGAUUUUUAGACGUCCAUCCCCGGGGCUCGAUUGGAGGCAGAAAGAAGAGGUAAAAAGCUCUCGGGGCCGACGAUUUCGAAGAUUUCCUUCUUCUUCGCUUUUUCGUUUCCUUUCUUUCUUUCUUUCUCUACACUUUACUUGCACGUUCAGUUUCUUCGUUACAUUCGAUUUUGCCAUCCUCUUAACCGAUUCUUUCCAACGAACGUGUUACGAUUGCGGUAGAGUUGGCAGUGGAUUUUUAUACGGUGUUGAUGUAACAAGAAUAUAGCGAUGAUAUCUUCUAUCGAGACUCGGCGAAGGAGACUUUCUCCACUUUUUUCUGUCGGUAGUUUUUAGUUUUAGAAGUAUUUCUCUUUUUCUUUUCCUUUUUCUUUUUCUUUUUCUCUCUCUCUCCAUCGAGAUGGAAACAAAGCGAUGAUCCCACGCGGUUUUACUGCCUUUCGAACAAGAACGCCCUUUUCCUCCUCACCGCUUGUCGCGCGAUAG